UAAUUGAAGAUGGCUGGAAGAAAGAAAGGAAAUGGGAAGGAGCCAAAAAACAUUACAACGGACCAGCGAAGGGCGAUGGUCCAAUUUAUCUUAGAACAUCCUGGGUGCAACACGGGCAACUUCCACUGCGCCCACAAUGAGAAAGCGAAGGUGGAAACUUGGGAGAAAUUAACCAGCAUCCUCAACGCCAUGCCAGGGGCUACUAAAACAUGGCAGCUGUGGAUGAAGUGUUACACCGAUUGGAAGAGCGAAUGUAAAUCAAAAAACCAACACAACAUCAUGGCCAAAGCUGCCACUGGUAAUAAAAUACCCAUGAAAAAUAUUUCGGAUUUAGAGCAAAUAUGCAUAAAUCAACUACUUUCAAAAACUGCUGCUGAGGGAAAUGCGACGCAGGACCCUGAUGAUGAUAUAGUUUCACAAGAACAAUCCGCCAUAGAGAUUGAAGGUGAUGAGGAAGUUGCAGCGGACACGACCCUGAGUUUAAUUGAUAGUGGGGGGAUGGUGUCGAUCGAGCUCGAGGAUGGUGCUCUACAACCUUCAACCCUCCUUCAACUUGUCACUGCCUCGAAGUCAACAUCAACACCUGUGUCAACUGCGAAAAAACCAAACAAGAGGUUGGAUUCUGAUCUGCGCAAGCAGACUAGGAAGAGGUUUAGGAAGGAGAUGGAGUUGGACGAGGACAGGGUUGUCGAGAAUGAGCAUUUGGUUGCUCAUCUUGCUGUUAACAACAAAUCAGCUGAUGCUCUUGCAUCUUUGGCCAAUUCGCUAGAGAGGCUCGUGGAAUUACAGGGUGCUCUCUUAGAACAGCAGAAGGCUCAGACAGCUGUUCUAACAGAAGUAUUGAAACGUUUAUCGUAGCUUUUAAAUAACUUAGGUAUUUUAUAUUUUAUUACUAUUAUUUAGUUAGUGUUAACCAAAGUCUGAUGCUAGUAUAAGUAAUUAUUACUUAAAUUAUGCAGUUCCUUUUUUGAAACAAUUUAUUCUAGUUUUAAAAGACUGUUACAGAAUUUUUUUUAAAUCCUGUUGUUAGUUUUGUAAGAGCACAUGAUGGAGCAGCUUAAGUGUAUGUAUUGAAGUACUUAGUAUUAAGUAUUUCUAAUCAAAGAAUAGACUUAGUUCUGUGUACCUGAUGCCUAUUGAGAUGUGUGCCAUAGUAUUGGACUUGUGGCUGUGGACCAAAUUAGUAUGUAUUUUUAUUUUUUUUAUUUUUUUCUCAUACAUGCUCCAAGAGCAUGAGCUUCAUAUACGGGAGUGUUACAUUACAGCAUGGUGAUCUUGGCGUUUUUAUCAAACUUAUGUUUUGUUUGAAAUUGGUGUUACACUGUUUGUAGCCUCUAAUGAUGGAGUGGCAUAUUGUGGCCUGAGGAAGUUUUUUUUAUUAAAACAAAGUAUUAUAAA
Frankliniella occidentalis (western flower thrips) is the source of this 1398-nucleotide messenger RNA. RefSeq lists its product as uncharacterized. Bases 10 to 858 code for a protein of 282 amino acids. The transcript is spliced from 3 exons. Lineage: Eukaryota; Metazoa; Arthropoda; Insecta; Thysanoptera; Thripidae. The record is from RefSeq and is a predicted model, not a curated record.